AUGCCGUGGGUCGGCGCGCAGGACGGGGGCCCCAGUUUGGAAGCUUGUUCCAAGACCAACAACCAAACCCGCCCUUCUAAAACGUUCACCGCGCCGACAACGAUGAACGACGAGGCAUGGGGACCGUUGCUCAGAGACCACCCGAUUUUCUCGCUCUCAACGAAGGGACUGGAAGGACUCGAUGACAACCGUAAAUCACAACUCGAGUUGUCGACCAACACGCUUUCGAGGUUCACCACCGUCGAUCCAAAGCAAGACGAUGCUACGCCUUCAGGUCGGCGACAAGUCAUGGCCCUGAGGGACACAGACCUGGUUGUUGCGGUUGGGAAGGAGCUGCGAAUAGCCUCUCUGGGGGAUAUCAAACUGGGACGGAGUGCGCGUAAAACCUACAAGGUUAUGCAUACCCCAAAUGUCAAUUUUGAGAUCCAUCAAAUUUCUUUGAACCCGAGUGGCAAGCUUUUAGCUAUAGCUGGUGCAUUCCAGGUUGCGGUGGUGGUCAUGCCCCGACCGGGUUACAACAGACUUGUUCCUGAUUCCAUUGACUGCAAAGCCGUUCAAGUAGGAAAGUACUAUCACGCGAGGGACAGUUCUGUGCCAGUCGCCAAAAUCGAUUGGCAUCCUUGGGGCGAGGCUGGUUCAACGCUACUGGUCAUGACCACGGACGGGCGGCUGAGGGAGUACGAUAUCUCUUAUGACGCCGAAGAACCUCAACAGACGCUAUCCUUUAUCCCUCAACGCAAGACGAAAGCAUUUGCUGCAGAGGAUGAGGGCGAACGCGAGGUUACCUCCUUCACUUUGGGAAAAGGCAAGGCCGACUGGGGCCCACUUACCAUCUAUGCCCUCACGAAAUCCGGUGACGUCUAUGCUAUUUGCCCUUACCUUCCCCAAAACGCGAUGAUUCCGUCGGCUUAUGUUCACUCGCUAGAGUGCUUCAUCUCUGCUAAGCAGGAGUUUCUGGCACAAGGGGAGGACACUCCUGCUCAUCUAUCUGCUCUUUACGACUACCAAAGGAAAUACGUCACUGCCCUCACGAAACAGUUGCCUCCAGGGAUUGUCUUCCCUGCAGCCUCACGGCCCGUUUCAAUACAUCCCCCCAGAACCAUAUCGAGUCCAGUAUCUCGCCAGGGUCCCUUCCUUUUGCAGCCCUCUCCAAGGCAAUUGGAGGGAAGUGAAGGAGGUGAUGCAACAGACAUCGUUUACCUCGAAUUUGGCACCGAUGAAGACCAGGAAGGAGAAGGCCAGGAGACUGACCAUCUUGGGGUCAUUAUGGUUGCCUAUCAAGACGGAAAGGUAGACGUGUGUUUGGAUGUAGAGAAGGUCGAAGCCCGUUGGGACUUCAAGCAGAUGCGACAAAAGCACGAGUUACCCAUGCUUGCUGUCUAUGAGACAAUCGAUCUAGGAUUGGUGUCCUCCUUGAAUCAACUAUCUACCAACCCUAACGGCCCGCCGUUGCUGGAUCUGCUCCGUGGCAAUCAUGCUGUGCUCUUUCCUGAUCCCAUCCAUGACAAUGUCGUCUACAUAUACCAUGCUUUCGGAGUUCAUACCCUGAACAUCUCCCCGGUGCUGGAGAAUCUAGCCCACGCUCUACGAAUCGAUGACGAUGCAGCGGAAUCCUCCCUCAAGUCAACGUUGGAGCAGGCAGCUCAAACGAUUGUCCAACCUAUUCUCGCUACUUUCUCGAUUGAUCGCAGAUGCUCCAAUCCAGUGGUUGCUGUGGCCGUACCCAAUGAUGUGCACCUCACCUACAGCAUCUUCAUCUUGACAUCGACGAUGCGGUUGACGGCCUUCCCGCUCAACCUGCAAACGGAAGAGCCUCUCCCAAUGUCACCGCCCCAACCGAAGCCAAAGGAAAUCACUGCCUCUGACGCGACGACUUCCGAGCCCCGGAGUCGAUGGCUGACUCCAGGGGACGGGCCCCCAAGCUAUGUGACUCUCCUCGGAGAAAAUCCUUAUACCAUUCCACCGAUCCUCAAGCCGUCUGGUCUUCCCACACUUCCCAAGCUGUCCCUGCCGCCGAAGUCAUCCGAAUUCAUGCUCACUCCUGAUACCCUGCGCUACAUCGGCAAGACUAUCGAGCAGAUUACGAGUCAAAUCCACCAACUCUACAUCGCCCAACGUGCGGCUGAAGCUCGAGCAUCGCUUCAAAAGGAGGAAUUGGCUCGUCAGGUGGCCAAGUGUCAAGAAAUCCGAAAGACUUUGGCCACCUUGAAGGAGAAGUCAUCAUCCACCGGGAAUUCUAGGUUGAAACAGGUUGAAGAUGCGCAGAAAGGGAUCAUGAAGCGCUUAGACAGGCUAUUGCAGAGCCUCAUGGAGAAAGCCUCACCAGAAUUGAGCGAGAACGAGACCAAGUGGUUCGAAGAGCUCAAGCGAAUGAAGGCGGAAAUUCUUGGACAAGGGCGGUAUGACGAAGGAUCGCUGACUGCGAGGGUCAAAGCGUUGGAACGUGAAUAUGAAAGGAUUACACCGGCGCUCAAGGCCAUCGUCGAGAAGGAGAAGCAGCGUCAUGAACAAACCAUGGAUCUUAAUCGCUCUCUCGGUUUCUCACAAGCCUUCGAAUAUGGCAAACGCUCGAACGAAGAUGCUAAACGGAUAGCCAAACUCGAGAGCGAGAUUAAUAAACUGGCGACCAAGCUGGAUGUUACGCUCGCACGCCCUUCCCAUUCCUAG
Molecule: messenger RNA, 2667 nt
Organism: Coprinopsis cinerea okayama7#130
Lineage: Eukaryota; Fungi; Basidiomycota; Agaricomycetes; Agaricales; Psathyrellaceae
Exons: 9
Coding region: 1-2667 (888 amino acids)
Biological process (GO): mRNA export from nucleus; protein import into nucleus; ribosomal large subunit export from nucleus
Cellular component (GO): nuclear pore
Molecular function (GO): structural constituent of nuclear pore
Source: RefSeq, a predicted model, not a curated record